AUGAUGAACUUUCCCCAAAAUUCGGGCUCGCAGGUCCUAGCGACCAAAGGCAAGCUGGUAGUAUCCUGCGUUCUGGUCCUCUUCUUCCUAGCCAUCGGGAUGGACCUCCGAGCUGAGCUCGGAGCUGGACAUAACCAGAAGAAGAACCUCAAGCGCGAUACCACCAGCACUGGCGAUGCCGCCAUCUGGCAACCAGCAGCCGGAGUCAAAUGGCAAAUCCAACUCGUUGACGCCGUCGAAGACACCACCGUCGAUGCCGACAUCUGGGACAUCGACCUCUUCGACAACACCGCCGAGACAAUCACAACUCUCAAGGGCAAAGGCCACAAGGUCAUCUGCUAUUUCUCUGCGGGCACGUACGAAGACUGGCGCCCCGACAUUAGCAAGUUCGACACCGCAGACUUCGGCAGCAGCCUCGAUGAAUGGCCAGGCGAGCGCUGGCUCAAUAUCAAGUCGAGCAGCGUCCGCGCGAUCAUGAGCUCGCGGCUGGAUAUGGCGCAGCAGAAGGGCUGCGAUGGUGUUGACCCGGAUAAUAUUGACGCAUAUGGGAAUGAGAACGGUCUUGGGUUGACGGAGGCUGAUUCGGUUGAUUUUUUGACUUUCCUGGCGUCGGAGGCGCACUCCCGUGGCAUGUCUAUCGGGUUGAAAAAUGGUGGUGAUAUUAUCGGUUCCGUUAUUGAUAAGAUGCAGUGGUCAGUCAAUGAGCAGUGUGCCGAGUAUAACGAGUGUGAGGUCUAUGCUGUCUUCACCGAAGUCAAUAAGCCUGUUUUCCAUAUUGAAUAUUCCGGGGAGACUAUUGAGUCUGUCUCUGAUGAUACUUCUGACUCGGCCACCGAGAAUACCACUGGAAGCGAGGCUAUGGCCACUGCCACUGUUGCUGCUAUUCCUGCUUCUACUUCUGCUGCCGCUCCAAUCAGCACAGACGUUGAUGUAACUACGACUGGCAGCACCGAUGGUACUACCGAUGCUGACACUGGCAUCGACUCUGAUGAGGACAAGGACGAGGCCGAUGAAGAUGAUGAGGAGGAUGAGGAGGAUGAGGAGUACGAGCUCGAUGAAGACGAUGAGGAAGACGAUGAGGAAGGCGCCGAGGAAGACGAAGCCAGCGCCGCUGUCACAAAGGAGCAAAAGCACCGAUACGGACACGGUCACCACAAGCUCCGAACCAGAGCCGUUCUCUCCUCCACGUUGAAGACAUCAGCCUGCAACGCAGUCAACGCCGACAAGUUCUCGACUGUCAUCAAGAAUAUGAACCUCGAUGCCUGGGUUGAAUAUUGCUAG
Penicillium egyptiacum is the source of this 1281-nucleotide messenger RNA. The record is from the annotation of a GenBank genome assembly. NCBI's taxonomy places the organism in Eukaryota, Fungi, Ascomycota, Eurotiomycetes, Eurotiales, Aspergillaceae.